AUGUGGAAGUUCAUGGAGGCCAACCCCGAUGUUUUGGCACGAGAUGUCAAAGAGGGUGUUCGGAAAGUCAUCGACUCUAACAAAGACUACGCCUUCAUUCUCGAAUCCACCAUGAAUGAGUAUUUCAACCAGCGCAAACCAUGCACAACCAUGAAGGUGGGUCCAAAUCUGGAUAGUGGAAAGGGCUAUGGAGUAGCAACGCCUCCAGGCUCUGAUCUACGUGAUCGACUAAAUUUGGCGGUUCUCGAGCUCAAGGAGAUGGAUUGGAUCGCCCAACUCUACCGAACUUGGUGGGAGGAAAGAGGCGAAUGCGGAGAGGCAUCAAAGUCCACUGACAAAAAUUCCGCGACAAGUUCAUUGGGUUUGGACACUGUUUACGGUCUCUUCUACUUGCUUGCCGGAGCACUGGUGAUUGGAAUUGCCUUGGCCAUUCUCGAAUUCAUCUAUCGCUGUGCCGUUGAGGCCAAACGAAACAGGCAAACCAGCAGCAAUUUGGGGGAGAACUUCUCCUUUGACGCAGACAAGGAGACUGCGGUAGGGAAUUAA
Rodentolepis nana is the source of this 546-nucleotide messenger RNA. NCBI's taxonomy places the organism in Eukaryota, Metazoa, Platyhelminthes, Cestoda, Cyclophyllidea, Hymenolepididae. The record is from the annotation of a GenBank genome assembly.